Molecule: messenger RNA, 843 nt
Organism: Chaetomium fimeti
Lineage: Eukaryota; Fungi; Ascomycota; Sordariomycetes; Sordariales; Chaetomiaceae
Product: mitochondrial carrier domain-containing protein
Exons: 8
Coding region: 1-843 (280 amino acids)
Biological process (GO): phosphate ion transmembrane transport; thiosulfate transport; oxaloacetate transport
Molecular function (GO): thiosulfate transmembrane transporter activity; succinate transmembrane transporter activity; sulfate transmembrane transporter activity
Source: RefSeq, a predicted model, not a curated record
AUGGCCGGGCAGAAGAGAACCAAACAGCCGUUUUGGCUUGGCGGGGCCGCCGCCUCCAUGGCAGUGUGCUUCACGCACCCUUUAGAUGUCACAAAAUACCGGAUGCAGGUCCUCCAGACGCGUGCCCCAAUGCUCUCGACCCUCUACACGUUCGCCCUUCGUGACGGGAUCCCCUCUCUCUGGUCCGGCCUCUCGGCCUCCAUCCUCCGCCAGUCCACCUACUCGACCGCCCGGUUUGGGCUGUAUAACGUCCUGUCCCGUCAAGUCCAACAGAAGUCGGGAACCUCCAAGCUCUCCACCGCAUCCACCGUUGCGUGUGCCGGAGUGGCCGGUGGUUUGGCGGGUAUGAUUGGGAACCCGACAGAGGUCAUCCUCGUCCGCAUGUGCGCCGACGCUGCCAAGCCGACGACCGAACGCUUCCGCUACUACGACGCCGUGACCGGGCUGUAUCGAAUUGGCAAGGAGGAAGGAAUUAGGGUCUUUGGAAGGGGCCUGGAGGCGAAUAUCGUGCGGAGUGUGAUAAUGAACGUGUCCCAGAUCGCGCCAUAUGCCGUAGCAAAACACGCGAUCCUCUCGCGGACAAGGCUGCAAGACGACAUCCGUACACAUGCACUCGCAUCCCUGUUCGCCGGAACGGUGGCCACAACGGCAUGCGCCCCUGCGGAUGUGCUCAAGAGCAGAAUACAGAGCGCCGCGAAUGGGUCAAGCGUAAUGCAGGUCAUAAGGGAAGGACUCGGCCGUGAAGGUCCAAUGUUCUUGAUGAAAGGGUGGACGCCUGCUUGGCUUCGGUUGACGUAUGUUGCUCGACCCUCCCCGAGACUUGUACGUCCGACUAACGGGUAG